Messenger RNA from Styela clava, 1682 nucleotides. RefSeq lists its product as uncharacterized. The record is from RefSeq and is a predicted model, not a curated record. Lineage: Eukaryota; Metazoa; Chordata; Ascidiacea; Stolidobranchia; Styelidae.
GUUUAUUUUGUACGCUCGUUACAGAUCGGCGGUGUUAAGUUUUAUAAAAUUGUAUUCUAGAGGUAGAUCUAACUAUGAUAUUAUUACACAUAUCAUUUGUCUUUCUGAUGAUCAGUAUUCUGAUGAUUCAAGAAGCUAAAGGUCGAUAUUGUCAAUGGCACAUGGGAUGUCCAGCUGAAAGACGUUGCUGCUCCUCUAAUGUAUGCUGUUCGAAAGCAGAAUAUGAUACAGAAAUAUUAGAAAAACACUAUCGUACAGAGACACAAAUCAUUAUUGUAAGCGUUUGUAUUCCUGUUGGAGUAAUUGGUUUGUGCUGUUUUUGUUGGUUUUGUUGUAAAAAGAAACGUUCUCCUACAACUCAGAACAACGAAGGAAAUCAAACUGGUCAAAUACCGACAAUUUCUCUGGCGUUGGAUCUGGAGAAUCCAGAAGUGAAUCACUUUGAUGACAAACCUCCUGAAUAUGGAUCCUGGUAUGCAGAAGAUGGAGAAGACAAAACGGAAACGAAUCUCAUUCCAAUGUUUAUUUUACCUGACUAUGAAUCUUUACAACGAACAACGGAAUCAUCUAAUGCGGGGGUAGAAUCUGCAGAAACCUGACCUGAUAUAGGAGAUGAAUACAAGUGAUAAAUAAUCGUUUUUUAGCGCGGAGUUAAAACACGAAGAAUUAAGCUUCGUUGUGUAAAUCGUUAUUCGAAAAUAUUUAACUACUGUGUACUACUACUCAGGUCAAAUACCGACAAUUUCUCUGGCGUUGGAUCUGGAGAAUCCAGAAGUGAAUCACUUUGAUGACAAACCUCCUGAAUAUGGAUCCUGGUAUGCAGAAGAUGGAGAAGACAAAACGGAAACGAAUCUCAUUCCAAUGUUUAUUUUACCUGACUAUGAAUCUUUACAACGAACAACGGAAUCAUCUAAUGUGGGGGUAGAAUCUGCAGAAACCUGACCUGAUAUAGGAGAUGAAUACAAGUGAUAAAUAAUCGUUUUUUAGCGCGGAGUUAAAACACGAAGAAUUAAGCUCCAGAGCCUUUGUUGCCAAGGCACAACUUCGCGCGGCAAGGGGUGAUUUACCGCAAUUCGUGACCAACUGCGUAUACACUAGUUGCACAAAUAUUCGAAAUUGAACAUGUUGCGAAAGAUAUUCACUGCCUGCCUUACAUUUUAUUAUACAAGUCUUUACACUGUUAUAAUAUUUUAUUUAUAUUUUUUGCUUUUUAAUUUAAUAAAUGUUUUUAACUUAACAUCAUUUUCAAUCAACGACUUAGUGGUGGAGAAUCCAAUGCAAAAAGUUCAAAGGUGAUAUUAAAUAAUAUAAUAUUUGUUUAUACUUUUGCUCAUAUUGUUCAGCAUGUGCAUAUGAAUCGCCAAGUUUCGAUGCAACAGAUCUAAUUUUAUGUACAGUAUUUAGGUUUUUUAUUUUCUAUUACGUCAUACAUAAAUCACUACACGUAUUAUUAAUUAAAAAUAGAUAGUGUAUGUAUCCAAUACUUGUUCCAGCUUGCUCUAUUUUUAUUUUGCGUAACUCCAUACGUAACAAGCAUGUACGCUUCGUAGUUUUUUUAUACAUCCAUAUCUAAUAAUUGAUACUUGACAUUUUAGUUUUAAUUUAAAAUACGCAUCAUAUUUAUAAAUACAAUCUACAUGCAACCAGUAAACUCUUUUGUACUUUGGGAACUUGGUGCCAUA